Propithecus coquereli (Coquerel's sifaka) is the source of this 1140-nucleotide messenger RNA. RefSeq lists its product as uncharacterized. NCBI's taxonomy places the organism in Eukaryota, Metazoa, Chordata, Mammalia, Primates, Indriidae. The coding region runs from base 221 to 913 and encodes 230 amino acids. The record is from RefSeq and is a predicted model, not a curated record. The transcript is spliced from 2 exons.
AGCUGGGGUGACAGGGGCGGGAGCGGAGGGAGGACAGGCGGGCCUGGCAGGAGGUUAACAGGGAGAACAAAGGAGAGACACGGGAAGCACUGAUUGGGCCGAAGAGUCUGGGCUUCGUCCCAAAGGCCGGCGGAGACUUGGCAGAGUCCUGACCUCGGCAGGCCUGUGGCCGGGACGGGGCCGGGAGGCCCAGGGGAGGCCACGCUCAGUGACCCGGACGAUGGGCGGGAGGCCCAGGUCUGAGCGGAGCAGGGACACAGCUGCGCCAAAGCGCCCGAGCGAGAGGCCCCUGCAGCCCCAGACCGAGUGUGCGCCGUCCACGCUCUGUCUGCCCCGCCAGGACGCCCUCGCCCUGAGCACGGCAUCCCCGGAGCCCACACACGUGGCGGGUGCUGCGUGCCAUCUGCCGUGUGCCAUCUGCCGCGUGCAUGAAGGAAGGAAGGAUUGCCCCGAACCACGGCCGGAGACAGAAACAUGGGGGAGCCCCGCACGCCUCGGCCAGACUCCCGCCAGGGGUGGUGUUUCUGCGCCGCGGAGGGAACGAGACCAGGUGGGGGCGCCGAGCAGGACGCGGGUCCCUGCGCAGACGGCUGGGCCUGUGGGAGGAGGCACCAAGCUGGACAGAGGGGCUGGGCCGCCCCGAGGGCCCGGCUUUACGCACAUCACGUGCCAGGAAAGCGGCGCGGUCCCCACAGAACGUCUCCAAGCACCACGAGUGCGGGGCAAGGUGAGGGCCCGAGUCAGUGUAGAAACGAGAGCCGAUUCCCACAACCCGCGGAGGGUAGGCGGCAAAGUCCCGGGCAGGGAGGGGCCUCGCAGCCCAGCCGGGCGCCAGCCCUCAGGGAACCUGUCUGCAGGCCAGCCGGGACAGGCCAGCCGGGUCCCUGCGAUGACCCAUUCCUCACCCCACUAACUCCUUUCGCCACUCGCCCAGGGGCCUUGGGAGUAGGGUGAGAAGAGGACGGAUUUGGAACAAGAGGGGCCUGGCCUGACUCCAGCCCCGCCCUGUCCUGGCCAAGAGACCCAGUGAUGACAGGUGACGCCACCCCUGCAGACGGAGGGCAGCGGUGGUUACGUCUGGGCAGACACCACGUCCCAGAGACGUGACUCACGCCAAGGAGAAGGGGUCAGGCCGUCCUG